UGCGCCGUGACGUAGGCAGCGUGCAGGGAAGCCCCACCCCGCUCCGCCCUUAUAGCCACGGCCUCAAAGCGCGCGCGCCAUUGUGUGGCUGGGAUUCGGCCGCCGUUGUUCCUUCUUCGUCUGUGCGUGUUCUCUUGUUCUUUUUUCCUUUCCUUUCCCCCCUUCUCUCCUCCCUUUUCUGUCCUUGCCUUCCUAACUAUCUCACACCUGCGACCGCCUUUUUUUCCCCCUCCCCCGCCCACCAGCGGAAAUGCCGCGCGUCUACAUUGGGCGCCUCAGCUACCAUGUCCGCGAGAAAGACAUCCAGCGUUUUUUCAGUGGCUACGGGCGCCUGCUGGAAGUCGACCUGAAAAACGGGUACGGCUUUGUGGAGUUCGAGGACUCCCGCGACGCGGAUGAUGCCGUUUACGAGCUGAACGGCAAGGACUUGUGCGGAGAACGAGUGAUCGUGGAGCACGCCCGGGGCCCCCGCCGGGACCGCGACGGCUAUAGCUACGGCAGCCGCAGUGGUGGUGGAGGAGGAUACAGCAGUCGAAGAGCCACUGGCAGAGAUAAAUAUGGACCACCUGUUCGUACAGAGUACAGACUGAUUGUAGAAAAUCUUUCUAGUCGUUGCAGUUGGCAAGAUUUAAAGGAUUUCAUGAGACAAGCUGGAGAAGUAACAUAUGCAGAUGCUCACAAAGAACGUACAAAUGAAGGUGUAAUUGAAUUUCGUUCCUAUUCUGACAUGAAACGUGCUUUAGAUAAAUUGGAUGGCACAGAAAUAAAUGGCAGAAAUAUAAGACUAAUUGAAGAUAAACCACGGACAAGCCAUAGGAGAUCCUAUUCUGGAAGCAGAUCUAGAUCCAGGUCUAGGCGAAGGUCUCGAAGUAGGAGUCGAAGAAGCAGCCGAAGUAGAUCCCGUAGUGCCUCAAAAAGUCGUUCCAGAUCCAAAUCUAGGUCUCGAAGCAAAGAUCAUUCACGUUCCCGAUCAAAAGGCAGGAAGUCUAGAUCAAAGAGCAAAUCUAAGGCCAAGUCUGAUCGAGGCUCUAGAUCUCGUAGCAGAUCCAAGGCAAAGUCGGAGAAAUCACGUAGUAGGUCCAGGUCUCCAUCUCCCAAAGAAAAUGGAAAAGGAGAAACAAAGUCAAAAUCAAGAUCAAGAAGCCAGUCUCACUCCAAUUCUCCACAACCUCCACCACCAUCAAAGGCUCGUUCUGAGUCUCCUCCAGUUAAAAGGGCUACAUCAGUAUCUCACUCUAGAUCUCGGUCACGGUCAAGAUCUAGUUCAAGAGAUUAAAAGUCCUGAACUCCUUUGCACACUUACGGAACACUUUCUUACUUGCCAGGCAAUUCUGUGAUGUUAGUACUUCCAAUGUUGGCCUCUUCUCAGGAGAAAGCCUGAACCAGGGGCAUAAAGGUUUGAUUUGGAAGCAAAAUUAAUGGGGAAAAAAUGAGGCUCUAGAGAAAUGGUGACACAAAGCAAGCAAAGACCCCCCUUUUGUAGAAAUUAAGCUCUUUGAUUUUAUAGUAUUUCAGCAGUAAUAACUUUUGUAGAGAUUAGGCUUACUUAUGAUUUUUAGUAUUUCAGCAGGGCCUGCUGUUGAAUGAAGUUUUCUUUUUAAAGUAUUAAACUCAAAAAAGCUUUAAACUUUUAAAGCUUUAGAGAGAACUCAGUUUUUUUGGUUUUUGGUGUUUUUUUUUGUUUUUUUUUUCAAUUAUGUUCAAGUUACAAAUAAACUUGAGUUGUAUUAAAGGUUUGCUACGAAGGGAAUGAAAGCCACAGGUCAAUAUUAAAUGGCUUUUGAGCAGUUUUGUCUCGUAUCUAUUUUUUUUAAAAAAUACGAACUGUGUUGUGUAUGGUUGAGUGUAAAAUUAGGCAAACCUCAAAUCAGCAAUAAAUUCAAUUUGGUAUACCAUUGUAUUUCCAUGUUAUUAAUUAAAACUUGCUAAAGUAAGUCUUCCCACUCCCGUUUUGUUUUUCCACAUCAGAAACAAAAGGUCUUUGUAGGCAGUCUUGCAUAAUGAGGAAAUGUGGUAAAGAUGGAAAUUUUCUAACUUGAGAUUUGCUGGUGCACCAGGUAAAUGACAUUCCAAUAUAUUUGGAUUACUGUCUUGAUUACCUCCAUUUUCUGGUAGUGGUCAGUGUCAUUAACAUCUAAUACUUAGUUGCAGAAUUUGCAACUUGAAGAGGAGCAACAGCUACUCCUUAAGUCUUCCUCUUUAUUCAGAAUGGGAUGUGUGAACAUGAGGUUAUCUUUUUGAGGUAGUAAUAACAAUUAGUUUUGUAAAACUAGUUAGAAAAAUCAUACUUAUUACAUUAGAGGAUAGCGACUAGACUUAUUAUUUUCACUGGUUAAUAGGAAUUUCUAGAUAAGGAAACUUCCUCUAUUGAUGUAGGUAGACAUCUUUGCAACUUAAGUGUUAGAUGAUCCUCUUGAAUGCUAAGAUUAAGUGACAAUGUCCAGGGUUGCACAGCAAGUUCUUGUGUUUAAAGUUGGCUGUCUUUGCUUAGCUAUGCUGCCUCUGAUUUUAUUAAGUUGUAAAGAAAAAUCCCAUCCAAUCACCCCCUUUAGAAGAGAAAAUUUAAUGACAUGCAAUUAGAAUUCCUUAUAAAUUUUAUGAAGUAUAAUUGUUUUUAUUUUUUAGUGGUAAUUACAAACUUUCUUUACAAACUUAAAUUUCACUCCUAGUUAACAUGAAACUUGAAUUUGCAUUUGUGAUAACUUAAUAAAAGAUUAAUUCAGUGUAUCCACAUCUUAAAUGCCCAUAAAUACUUGACUUUCUGGUGCAAAGAUAAGAAUUUGAGAGUAGCUAAUUUCUGUUGAGUAUGGGGAUUUUGAAAUUGGUAAUUUCUAGUAUGUAUACGUUUAAAGUUUUCAUUACUUUGGCGCUCAUACAUGAAGCCUUGGCUCAUAUAUUCGCCAGUCAGCAGAAUACUGGUUUUGGUAGCUUCUAAGAGUUCAUAGGACAAAGGUUCACUAGUGUAGAAAUGAAUGUAGACUUAAAUGUUAGGACUUAAUUUUUUUUUAAUGGUUCAUUUCAAAUUUGUACAAAGUAAAAUGGGGAUAAUCAAAUAAGUAGUUAAAAGAGCCAUCAAGAUUCUAGCUCUCUUGCUAGCAAGAUAUUAAUGGGGCAUUUAUUUUACUUCUAGUUGUUUGUCAGACCUAGAUCAAAAGAAAAUCUCAAGUCAGUCUAAAAAUCCUAAAAUCCAUUUUUAUCACAUUGGAAUAAUUUGCAAGGUUGAUAUUAAAAGACCUGACAAAAAAUUGCCUCAAACUUCUAAUUUAAAAAGGUGGCAGAGACUAGGAGAGUAUGACCAGUCCAAUUCAGUUGUCUAAAGGUCUAGGAGUUGGGCUUUUAAAACCUCACUUUAGGAGUCACAUUCUCAAGGAACUGCAUUAGAAAUCAUAAUAGAGAUCAUUUAACUUGUUGCCAAGACACAAUAAGGUGCAAAAAUAUUGAUACUUCGUGAUAACUAAGUUUUCCUGUAAGUUAUAAAAACAAGCUUGCUGUUCUGAUAACUUUUUGGUUGAUUUUUUAAGAUGUUUACAACAGAGGAUGUGCUUUUUCAUUUAUAGAAGAUCUAGGUACUAUAAGAUUAGAAAGUAGUGGCAGUCUACUAUUUUUACCCAUACUAGUGACCAGAAAUAAAUGGUUAAGUGUACUGUUUCUUGGACACUAAAUUAAAGCUAAAAUAAAAACCAUAAAAUAGCUCACCUUUGGCCUUCAUGGAUUUGUUCUUUAAGGAACUUGGCUAGUAUUUUUUUUUUCAAGCUAAGAGUAGUUUGGUGGGGGAUGAAAUUGGCUUUUAAAAAUUUCCAAGGCAAGGUGGUCCUUUAUUUGGGCUUUACUCUUAAAUUUAAGUUACACUAUAUAGCAAUAUUAGCAUGUUUGGACAUUGUUGACUACUGCCUUGGCUAUAUAGAUAAUUGUUUAGCUGUAUUAUUGAAUAAAAUUUUUUCAGUAACUACAAA
Messenger RNA from Monodelphis domestica (gray short-tailed opossum), 3953 nucleotides. RefSeq names its product serine and arginine rich splicing factor 6 (gene SRSF6). NCBI's taxonomy places the organism in Eukaryota, Metazoa, Chordata, Mammalia, Didelphimorphia, Didelphidae. Gene Ontology annotation, cellular component: cytoplasm; nucleus. Gene Ontology annotation, molecular function: mRNA binding. The record is from RefSeq and is a predicted model, not a curated record.